AGUAUUCGAAAACUUUGUAGAAGAUGAUGAUGAUGAUGGGGGAGAUGUGGGCUAAACCAGGCUCACUAGUUGCUGGUGCGAUGUUUCUCUGGGUCAUGUUUCAGCAAUACGCACCUCAUCAGUUCCGGUCCUAUAUUGAAAAAUACAGCCAAAAAUUGGUGAGCUUUGUGUACCCUUACAUUCAAAUCACUUUUCAGGAGUACUCUGAAAAUCGCUUCAGGCGCAGUGAAGCCUAUGUUGCCAUUGAGAACUACCUCAGCGUCGAUGCAUCUACCCGGGCCAAGCGGCUGAAAGCAGACGUCAUCAAAGACAGCCAAUCUCUAGUUCUCAGCAUGGAUGAUCGAGAAGAAGUCAGAGAGGAAUUCAAGGGGGUCAAGCUUUGGUGGGCUUCCGAUAAAAACCCCCCUAAAAUGCAGACCUUUUCUUUUGCUCCUGCUGCUGAUGAGAAGAGACACUACAAGCUCACUUUCCAUAAAAACUACCGGGAAAUGAUCGUGGGGUCUUAUUUGAAUCAUGUAAUGAAGGAGGGGAAGGCAAUUGAAGUCAGAAAUCGGCAGCGAAAGCUCUUCACUAACAAUUCAAGAGAUACGUGGUAUGGGUACAAAAAGGCGGUAUGGAGUCAUGUAGCCUUUGAGCACCCAGCCAGAUUUGAGACUCUAGCAAUGGAGCCAAAGAAGAAGGAGGAGAUUAUUAAUGAUCUCACAAUCUUCAGUAGGAGGAAAGAGUAUUAUUCAAAAAUUGGGAAGGCUUGGAAGCGAGGGUAUCUCCUUUAUGGUCCCCCAGGAACCGGCAAAUCAACCAUGAUUGCUGCCAUGGCAAAUCUUUUAGAUUAUGACAUCUAUGAUCUUGAACUCACUUCAGUCAAGGACAACACGGAGCUGCGAAAACUAUUGAUCGACACAAGGAGUAAAUCCAUCAUUGUGAUAGAGGACAUCGACUGUUCGCUUGACCUCACAGGCCAACGCAAGAAGAAGAAGGAAAAGGAAGAGGACGAAGAGUCCAAGGAUAAUCCAAUUACUAAGAAGGGGAAAGAAGAUGAAAGCAAGGUUACUCUAUCCGGGCUUCUGAAUGUUAUUGAUGGGCUGUGGUCAACUUGUGGGGAAGAGAGGCUGAUAGUUUUCACCACCAAUUAUGUGGAAAAACUUGAUCCUGCUCUCAUUAGGAGAGGGAGGAUGGAUAGGCACAUAGAAUUAUCCUACUGUUGCUUUGAAGCAUUCAAGGUGCUGGCUAAGAAUUACUUGGAUCUUGACUCCCACCAUUUGUUUGCAAGCAUCCGCAGAUUGAUGGAGGAAACCAAUAUGACUCCUGCUGAUGUUGCAGAAUAUUUGAUGCCCAAGACCAUCACUGAUGAUCCUGGGACUUGUUUGGAGAAUUUGAUUCAGGCCCUUGGGACCGCCAAGGAAGAAGCGAGGGUGAAGGCAGAGAAGGAAGCUAAAGAGAAGGAAGAGGAAGAAGAGAGGGUAAAGGCCGAGAAAGGAGCUAAGGAGAAGGAAGCAACUGCUGGAGAAGUGAAAGAGAAGGAAAUGUCAGAUGAAAGAGUGACAGAGAAUGGAGUGGCGGCAGUGAAAGAAAAUGGAGUGGUCUCCUAGGACCCACAAUCGACAUCAUGGGCUGUGAAUAUUUCUGUGAUUAUGUAUCAUAUCAUUUCUUUACUUUUGGGCUGUGAAUAUUUCUCUGAUUGUGUGUAUUUAGUUCUUUACUUUUAGGCUUUAUCCUGUUUAUAUAUUAUUGGCUUUAGAUCAUUCCAUGUACUUGUAUACAUACGUGUAUGUGAUGUACAUUAAUGCUAUUGUUUAAUAGAAUGCUCUGUAAUUAAGAUUCUAUUGAGAAAAGUUUCAUGGCA
This is a messenger RNA of Vitis riparia (riverbank grape), 1843 nucleotides long. RefSeq names its product AAA-ATPase ASD, mitochondrial-like. Lineage: Eukaryota; Viridiplantae; Streptophyta; Magnoliopsida; Vitales; Vitaceae. The record is from RefSeq and is a predicted model, not a curated record. The transcript has a single exon. Gene Ontology annotation, molecular function: ATP binding; ATP hydrolysis activity. The coding region runs from base 24 to 1589 and encodes 521 amino acids.